UUAUUUAAUUUCAAAAUCCAAAACUCUCUUCGUCAGUCUGUCAAAGCUUCGUGUCAGAGCGAAAAAUGAACAUAAUCUUUGUUCUGUUUCUCCUUGUAGCACAAAGAGCUGCAGCUGUGACUCACAGUCUGAAGCAUUUCUACACCUCCUCCUCUGGAGUCACAAAUCUUCCAGAGUUUGUGGUUGUCGGUUAUGUUGAUGAUGUUUUAAUAAGUCAUUAUGACAGUAACACCAAGAGAGCAAAACCCAAACAGGACUGGAUGGAAAAAGUCACAACUGAUGAUCCUCAGUACUGGGAGACAGAAACUGGGAACUUAGUGGGCUCCCAGCAGGCCGAAAAGGACAACAUUGAAAUAGCAAAACGUCGCUUCAACCAAACUGGAGGUGUCCACAUUAACCAGAGGAUGUUCGGCUGUGAAUGGGACGAUGAGACUGGACACGUUAAUGGUUAUGAUCAGUUUGGUUAUGAUGGAGAAGACUUCAUAUCACUGGACCUGAAGACGAUGACAUGGAUCGCUCCAAAUCCACAGGCUGUCAUCACCAAACACAAGUGGGACAAUAACGAAGCUGAUUUAGCAUAUAAAAAGAACUACUACACCCAGAUUUGUCCUGAGUGGCUGAAGAAGUACCUGAACUAUGGGAGGAGCCAACUGCUGAGAACAGACCUCCCCUCGGUGUCUCUCCUCCAGAAGUCUCCGUCCUCUCCAGUCUGCUGUCAUGCUACAGGUUUCUAUCCUGAUAAAGCCGACAUAUUCUGGAGAAAAGACGGACAGCAGCUUUUUGAGGACGUGGAUCACGGAGAGCUGCUCCCCAACCACGACGGAACCUUCCAGAUGAGUGUGGACCUGAACCUUUCAUCAGUCAAACCUGAAGACUGGGACAAGUACGAGUGUGUGUUUCAGCUGGCUGGUGUCAAAGACGACAUCAUCACCAAACUGGACAAAGACGCCAUCUGGACCAACCACGAGACGCCCAGUGACGUCCUCGUCCCCGUCAUUGUUGCAGUGGUUCUUCUUGCACUUGUUGUGGCUGCAGUCGUUGGAUUCAUAGUUUACAAGAAGAAGAAAGGUGAGCGAAUAAAACAGAAAGUUUUUCUCAUUUCAGUUUCCAACACUUUGAUUUGAUUGUUUUUCAGAGUUCAUCUGAUCAGUUUGUAAUUUCUGUUUUAGUGACGUCACAGUCGUCUUCAUAUAAUCUCUAUUAUUUUAUGUCAUUUCAGCAUCAAUAAAAUAAUAACAAAUAUUUCUGCAGCAACUACAACUAUUUCUGUCAUCAGUACUGUAUUUAUACUAUGAGGUAAUAGUACCCGUGAGUAUGAAGACAGUAAGAACAUUUGACCCCAGUGACCUUCACCCUAAUGAUUGACCUCUGGCUGACCUUUGCCACGACAAUUCUGGAAUCCACCUCAGUGUGCGACACAUUUGGUCCAAAUCUGGUUAAAAAUCUAUUUCUUUUACCUUUGCCCAAAUGUAUUCUUUAAGGUCAGUUUCAGGAUCAAACUUCAU
This is a messenger RNA of Thalassophryne amazonica, 1505 nucleotides long. RefSeq names its product class I histocompatibility antigen, F10 alpha chain-like. The transcript has 6 exons. Gene Ontology annotation, cellular component: external side of plasma membrane. Bases 66 to 1124 code for a protein of 352 amino acids. The record is from RefSeq and is a predicted model, not a curated record. Gene Ontology annotation, biological process: immune response. NCBI's taxonomy places the organism in Eukaryota, Metazoa, Chordata, Actinopteri, Batrachoidiformes, Batrachoididae.